This is a messenger RNA of Manis pentadactyla (Chinese pangolin), 2307 nucleotides long. It is a transcript of the gene TNFSF10, whose product is annotated as TNF superfamily member 10. Gene Ontology annotation, biological process: immune response. The record is from RefSeq and is a predicted model, not a curated record. Gene Ontology annotation, molecular function: CD40 receptor binding; tumor necrosis factor receptor binding. Gene Ontology annotation, cellular component: membrane. Bases 400 to 1137 code for a protein of 245 amino acids. NCBI's taxonomy places the organism in Eukaryota, Metazoa, Chordata, Mammalia, Pholidota, Manidae. The transcript is spliced from 5 exons.
CCAAAGUCGAAAUCACAACAAUAACUAGUUGACUCAGACAGCCAAAGCUCUCAGAUCAAGAAACAGAACAUUACCUGCAUUCUGAAGGACUUGGUUAAUUUUUAAUUUAGAAUCCUGGAUUUUGAACAGACUUCACUGCCUACUUUGUACAUAGGUGGAUUUCUAGGUUUAGAAUGGGAUCCACACUGUGUCAGAACUGGAAGGGACCUCAAAGAUCACCACAGCGAACCAGCUCAAAACUCAAAUGAAGAGCAGACACAGAAGGGAAGAAGCUAUCUGUUUAGGGGCACAGUUAUUUAAUGGCAGUGUCUGCAAAGGGCAAUGUGACCCAGGAUCCCUGGACCACAAUUAUAUCCUUUCCACCAUUUCCAACUGCUUACGUUCACCCAAAGGACAAAGAUGCAGGACAAGUACACCAAAAGUGGCAUUGCUUGUUUCUUAAAGGAAGAUGACAUCUCUUGGGACCCCACCGAUGAAGAGAGUAUGAACAGCCCCUGCUGGCAAAUCAAGUGGCAAGUACAUCAGUUUGUCAGAAAGAUGGUUUUGAGAACCUAUGAGGAAACCAUUCCUACAAUUCCAGGAAAACAGCAACAUAUUCCUUACCCACUAGGAGAAAGAGGUGUUCAGAGAGCGGCAGCUCAUGUAACUGGGACAAGACAGAGAAGAAACACAUUCCCAGCUUCAAACUCCAAGAAUGAAAAGGUUUUGGGCCAGAAAAUAAACUCCUGGGAGUCAUCAAGAAGAGGACAUUCAUUUUUGAAUAAUUUGCACUUGCGGAAUGGAGAGCUGAUUAUCCAUCAAACGGGAUUUUAUUACAUUUAUUCUCAAACGUAUUUUCGAUUUCUGGAACCUGAGGGAACGUUGGGAGCAAUUUCAUCAAAAGAAAACAGGAAGAAAAACAAACAAAUGGUACAAUAUAUUUACAAAACCACAAGCUAUCCUGACCCUAUACUGCUGAUGAAAAGUGCUAGAAAUAGUUGUUGGUCUAAAGAUUCAGAAUAUGGACUCUAUUCCAUCUAUCAAGGUGGAAUAUUUGAACUUAAAGAAAAUGACAGAAUUUUCGUCUCUGUAACUAAUGAGCAAUUGAUUGACAUGGACCAUGAAGCCAGUUUUUUUGGGGCCUUUUUAAUUGGCUAAAUGAUCUGCAAAGGUAAAAACAGUGACUUCAUAAUGAACUUUUACCUUUCAUUGUGAUACAUCAUGAAAAUAUUCCAACAUAACUAAGAAACUAAGGCAGUCUGAGCAAAGCAACCUCAACUAAAAGACCCAGAAGAAGAAUGCUUUUUUAGUAUCUCUGAAAAAGGACCAACUUACUCAAAGAAAGUGAAAUUGCCAGAAGUUCUUUCAGGGCUCAACCUGAUAUCAGUUUACUAGCCGGAAUCUUGUAGAUUCUGUUUCCAAACACUGUGUAGCAAUUAACAUCUUCUGUUUUUAUUGCAAAGAAGAAAGAGUAACCAUCCAUCUCUUAGAUAGUAUAUCAUAUUGGUAGCUUCCAGGUUGCAGUACAGGCCAACAUCCCUGAAGUUGAAAGAGAAGGGGGCACCAUUAAAAGGUCAUGGCCUUGAGAAGCAAUCCUCUGUCAAUGUAUGCAAUGUGCCAAAGGAGUUUGCAUUGUGCAGGACCUUGCAGGAGUUAUCUCAUACACCUGUAAUGGUGGAAAGAAGAGAAUUCCACCCAAAAUAAUAUCAUUUGGUUAAAAAAAAUUUUAAGUCAAAUUUAUGUUCAGUGAACAAGGGACUAUUUCAGAAUGGUUUGUGAUUUUUACCACAAAAAGUCAGGCUGGCCCAAAAUACUGAAGAUGUUUUUAGAAAGUACUCUAUAAUGAAUGAUCAUCUAAUCAGAAAGCAGGGUCUUAUGUGAGCAGAAGGAGAAAUGGGAAAGUGGAAAUGACAAACACAGGUAAAUCAGCAGAAAAAAAGCCAAAUAAAGGUCUGUCCCCCCACCUCUAUUCCCCCACAGCCAAAUGUCAGUGCUUAAGGUUGUAUUUUUUAUUUGCCCUUCCCAGAAAAAAACAGUCAUUACUUUUAUCUUCUAAAAUCAUGACACAAAACACUUCAUUUCACCAUUUCAUCUAUGCAGGUGGAGAAAAAAAUUAGAGUAUUUGUCUAAUUUCUUCUAAUUGUUAUUCCUAAACACCGCAUAAUUUAUACUCUUGAUAAUAUGCUCAAAUGUUCAUUUAUAUAUGUUCUGAUCAAAUAGAUCUUUUUCAAAAAGGUUUAUUCCAAUUUAAACUUACAACAUGCUGUAGAUACCUGGCACUUUUGACUUCCCUUACUUUGUUUUUUCCAUUAUACUAGUCAAGUCUUA